UCCUUUGUUUUUGCUGUUAGAGCCAGAGACAAGCCGUGAAGCGGUUUGAGCUCAAAUCUACCCAAGUCUAUUUCCUCCUGGAUAUCUCGGUGCUCUCCGCUAUAGUUAGUCGGUACCGGAGCUCCUACAGAGAAGCCAAAGGUGGAUUUGAACUGAAACGUAAAAGUCAUAUCUGGAGGAAGAUCAAGAUCACCUGAUUCCAGCAAACAUGGAUGGAAGGCCCACCUGUGACCAGUGUGGAAAGACUUUCACCAUAAUGAGUGGGCUGAAGAAACACCUACGCAUUCACACUGGAGAAAGGCCAUAUGAGUGUGACCAGUGUGGAAAGACUUUCACCACAGCAAGAUCCCUAAAAAAACACCAACGCAUCCAUACUGGAGAAAGACCAUUUGAGUGUGACCAGUGUGGAAAUGCUUUUGCUACAGCAAGUGAACUAAAAAGACACCAACGCAUCCACACUGGAGAAAGACCGUAUGAGUGUGACCAGUGUGGAAAUGCUUUCACCACAGCAAGUUCCCUAAAAAUCCACCAACGCAUCCACACUGGAGAAAAACCGUAUGAGUGUGACCAGUGUGGAAAUGCUUUCACCACAGCAAGUUACCUAAAAAUCCACCAACGCAUCCACACUGGAGAAAGACCGUAUGAGUGUGACCAGUGUGGAAAUUCUUUCACCACAGUUAGUGAUCUAAAAAUCCACCAACGCAUCCACACUGGAGAAAGACCAUAUGAGUGUGACCAGUGUGGCAAUGCUUUCACCAGAGCCAGUGAUCUUAAAAUCCACCAACGCAUCCACACUGGAGAAAGACCGUAUGAGUGUGACCAGUGUGGAAAUGCUUUCACCACAGCAAGUUACCUAAAAAUCCACCAACGCACUCACACUGGGGAAAGACCAUUUGAGUGUGACCAGUGUGGAAAGGCUUUCACCACAGCAAGUAGGUUAAAAAUCCACCAACGUAUUCACAUUGGAGAAAGACCAUAUGAGUGUGACCAUUGUGGAAAGACUUACAGAUUCCUGUCUGCAUUACAUACUCACCGCCGUGUUCACCACACAAAGUUGAUGUAUCCCUGUGAUAGGUGCACAAAGAUAUUCUGGUCCUCUUCCUCUUACAAGUGUCACCAACAGACCCAUAUUGGAGAGAAUCCCACUCAGUGCAGAUUCUGUGACAGAUUUUUUUGUCACAGGUUAACAAUGUACCAAACAUGAACAUGUCAAAUAUUUCCACAAAAGACAAAAACUGAACAGUUGGACAAAAAGUAAGACUCUAGACAAUCAGUGUCAUAACACACCAAAACAGUUGGAGUGUUAUCAAUGUCCAAACAGAUCCUUGUUGUUCUCUGCUCUCUCCCAUCAUCAGCUCAGAUGUGAAUCAUCGUCUGGACCAAACAGUACCUCAGCAUCAGAUGACAAGAAGAAAACACAAUGUGUCUGAACCAGCAGCACCGACUUCUACUGACAAGAACAUCAGACUUCAAAACCUCCAGAUCAGGCUUCACAGGAUCCAGAUGUGAAAACAAACACCAGACUGAAAGCUGUGUUUUGUUGUCUUCAGAGUACAGAAGUGUGUUCUAAUCCACCACUCUGUAGCAGGAAGCAGGACGUGACAUCACUGGUAAGGCGGGGGAAGGGAAGGAUAGAAAUCAGACCCACCUGAGAGCUGUGUGGUGGAGGGAAACUCAAACAAAGGAGAGACUGGAAGGAGGUUUGAUCGACAGGAGAAGUGACAAUGAAAAGGAAAGG
This is a messenger RNA of Sphaeramia orbicularis (orbiculate cardinalfish), 1738 nucleotides long. Its product is annotated as zinc finger protein 239-like. The coding region runs from base 209 to 1204 and encodes 331 amino acids. The record is from RefSeq and is a predicted model, not a curated record. Lineage: Eukaryota; Metazoa; Chordata; Actinopteri; Kurtiformes; Apogonidae. Gene Ontology annotation, molecular function: RNA polymerase II cis-regulatory region sequence-specific DNA binding; DNA-binding transcription factor activity. Gene Ontology annotation, biological process: regulation of transcription by RNA polymerase II. The transcript is spliced from 5 exons.